GACAUGGUCCAGGCGGCAGGAUGUUACAGAGUCGAUCUAUGGCUGAGCUGUCGGACCGGGUGUGCUCAAUAAUUUCUCCGCGCACAUCCUCAUCUCUGCUUCUCGAUGUGGCCUUCAGCCACCUCUGCUCUCCGCGUCCUGCGCUUCCGCCCUCCCCCACCACCGCCUCCUAUCUCUCGCUCUUCUUGUUCUUCUUAUCCCAACCUUAUUACAACCUUAUUCCCGUCGACUCUUCCCUUGUAUCCUCGCCGCCUUCUUCGCAUGGCGAACCCUAAUCCCAAGCCCACCGCUCCCAAUCUCUCCUCGUCCUCCAAACCCUUCUCUGCUGCCUCCAUCUCCGCUUCCUCGACCUCCAGAAGAAGCGGGAGAGGGAGAGGGAGAGGGAGGGAUUCCGGCUUCAGAGAGGACCGGCACCGCGGGAGAGGAGGUGGGGCGGAUGGGGAUAGCAAUCGCAUUGAUGCUCUUGGUCGGCUUAUGACACGGAUAUUGCGCCAUAUGGCUUCUGAGUUGAACCUGGAUAUAAGAAGUGAUGGGUAUGUCCGAGUCCGUGAUUUAUUAAAGUUGAACAUGACAACUUAUGCAAAAGUUCCAUUAAGAUCACAUACUAUUGAAGAAGUUAAAGAGGCAGUGAAGAGGGAUAAUAAGCAAAGAUUUAGCCUCUUGGAAGACAAUGGGGAGCUUUUGAUUCGUGCAAAUCAAGGCCACACAAUAGCGGAUAUGCUCAAAGUGUGGUUGUUCCAGCCUUGGAAGGCUGCCAGAUGGGUAUUGGCGUUGGAAGCCUGGUGGCUGAGCUUGUCCCAGUCGCCCAUGGUAUCAAGAUGGGAGUUGUGUGGCUGUCUGCCGCAACUGUUGUGGGAGUGUUGGGAUAAGGCUUGGACGAUGAAUAUCGCCUUGGUGGUUGAAUCUCACUCAGGGUGGAUCUUUCACCAAGGCUAUGGCUAUGGAGCUGUUGACAAAGGCCCAUCAUGCUGGAGUAGCAGUGCACUUGGAUCUCAUGAGUGCGCUCGGAUCUUACAAGCCUGCUCGUUUCCAGUAUCCAUGUUGGGUCACAAAAUACUACGGUGUGGCAGCCCUUUGUCUGUAGGAGUUUAUGGAUAGUUUGUUUUGGUUGCAGAUAUAUUGGCCCUGACCAUGUUGCCUGUCCUCUCCUGGGGGAUCAGGUUAGCAAGGUGAUUACUCCUAAGAAUAUCCAAUCAGAUGAUCAGAAUCUGGUGGGCUAUCCUCUGCUCCCACCAGUGUUGGCGACUGCAUUGUCAGGGCCAUGGUAAGAGACACUAGUCCAUCGGCCAUGGUUGCUGGCAAUGCCUAUCCAUGUGUGAUGAGCCAAGGGCUCACGAUGAAGAAGCGCUAGUUUGUUGGUAAGCUGGAGUCUGGGGAUGUGCAGGGGUCCUCACCAGCAAUUGGGGAGAACCCUAAUGGAAGUUGAGUGAGUCAUGCAUAAUGCGGCUGUAGAUAAAGUGCAGGCAGCCCUUCUUGGUUGCCCAUCCACCACUUUUGUUAAUUCAGAGUAGAUUGAAUGAUCUGCUGAUGACAUGCUUGCCCUUGCUUCCAGUCAGGUUCAUGGUUUUGUAUUGUGCAACAGAAUCCUGCUGACUAGAGAUUGUCGGUGUCCUAGGCUGAGCGGGCCCCUCAGGGCCCUCUUUGUAACCCUCUCCUCUACCUUGCUGCAGCCACCAGGUGUAUUCCACAGUGUGGACUUGUUGCAUUGAUGUUGUUGCAUGAUCACUGUUGGACAUUGCAUGGUUUUUGCAUGAGUUUGGUUUCUGUGUUUUUUGUGCAUUUUGGUUGGCUCAAUUGGCAUUUCAUGCCUUCUUUUGUUAGUCUAUGUAAUCUGGCUUUACAACCAUAGUAUAUGCUAAUCUCCAAUAUUGGCUGUUGAGUGGUAUCAUUUACUACUGUCACACAUAAAUAAAGCACAUAUUACUUACCAAAAGAAUUAUUUCACAUCCCCACUUAUCAUGGGUUCAAUUUUUCAAUUUCAAUCUACAUUGUCAUGCUAGUGAAACUAAGCAUUUGAUGCAAAGACUGCAAUGUAGGUGUGAAAUCAAGCCUAGCAUGUGGUUAUGAAUAUGUCUGAGGAAUAAGAUCAAAUAAUACAAGGCUGUUCAAUUGGCUACUUGCCAAUUGCAAUUCAUAGGCAACCCUUUGUUUAGCUUUGUUGCGUGUGAUAUGUAUUUGUACCAUAUGAGAGAGCAAACCAGAAAAGUCCAUUAUACAAUUUUCUUGAGUGAGUUAUAAAAAAGGAAAACUGUGAACUUUUGAUAGUUUUUAUUUCAAAGUGAAAGUUAGACUAAUUGUAAGAACAAAACUAUUAUGAUAGUUUAGGACCUAAGAACUUGCCAAAUUAGAAAGCUAAUAGUGAUAAUGCAAUUUGUGCACUGCACUUGGUAGUAAAAACUUAUAGUCUGGAUGCCUAGAUAUAAAUAUGAAAUCAUAUUGUAUCAAUAGCAGAUGGAGACCAAAAUAAGAUCCUCCCAGAGUUGUUGCUAUGAAAUUUUUUAAUGAGAGUGGUCCUCUUAUUGAAAUCUUUUAUAAAAAUGGAUAAAAUGAUAGACGAAGACAUGUCAGAUUGUUUAAGAAUGGUGUAGAUGAAGCGAUGAGCUUUUCAAAGACUGUUAUGUUACCAAUGCAUGCCUUAAGGGAAAAUUUGAUUUGCUAAUAAGCUCCAUAAAAUUGUGUUGAUUGUUUAAGAGUGGUGUAGAUGAAGUGGUGAGGUUUUCAAAGAGUGUUAUGUAACCAAUGCAUGCCUUAAGGGAAGAUUUGAUUUGCUAAAAAGCUCCAUAAAAUUGUGUUGUUAAGAAUGUUGGGCAAUAGAGUGGGCAGGAGAACAAGAUGAAUGUGAAAUGAUAGGUUUAAGAAUAAGUCUAAUAGAGGAGGCAUACAACAAGAUGGAUGUUGUUAAGAUGAAAAUGUUAUGUUGAACAAGUAGAUAGAGAAGGCAUGUAAGUUGCUCCAUUUGAGGACACAAUGCUGGAGAAGCCCUUGAGAUGGUUCAGUUAUGCACCCAAUGAAGAAUUCAGCAUUGUUGGUAAGGAGAGGUGAUCAAGUUAUUUCUGAAAGGUUAAUUAAAAGAGGGGAUUGCAUACGCUUACCUAUUACAUGGAUGGAAGUUGCAGAAAAAAAGAUUGUUUGGAAAAUAUUGCAGUAACAUUGGAGGUAGUCUCUAUUGGAUGAUGGACUUAUAUAGUAAGUAAGUGAUUGAUAAUCAAUUGUUAAAAUAUUUUCUACUUGCAUAGUGUAUUCUAAGAUUUUAUUUUUAUAUUUUUAUUUUUAUUUUUUGGUGAACCUACUGCUUUAGGAUUAUUUUAUUGUAAAACCUGUCCAACGCCUACGCCUACUCAUGCAUCAGUUGCUUAUACUUUUUAUAGUGCUCUUUUUUUUUUUGCAGUUAUUCUUAAUAUAUUUUGAUCAGUGAUUUGCAUUCCC
This is a messenger RNA of Elaeis guineensis (African oil palm), 3426 nucleotides long. The record is from RefSeq and is a predicted model, not a curated record. Lineage: Eukaryota; Viridiplantae; Streptophyta; Magnoliopsida; Arecales; Arecaceae.